Molecule: messenger RNA, 1851 nt
Organism: Galeopterus variegatus (Sunda flying lemur)
Lineage: Eukaryota; Metazoa; Chordata; Mammalia; Dermoptera; Cynocephalidae
Product: BCL2/adenovirus E1B 19 kDa protein-interacting protein 3
Exons: 7
Coding region: 1-819 (272 amino acids)
Biological process (GO): positive regulation of apoptotic process; mitochondrial outer membrane permeabilization
Cellular component (GO): nucleus; mitochondrial envelope; mitochondrial outer membrane
Source: RefSeq, a predicted model, not a curated record
AUGGGCGACGCCGCCACUCCGCGCGCCAGGACCAGCUCUCACGUCCCGCGGGUGAGGAGACGGAGAUACCGGGUGAGCGACAUCCUCAAGGUGGGCGUGAAGGACGGACUGGAACGCACGGGCACGGCGGACGGCCCCGCGGCGACCGCUCCGCGCAGGCCCCGCCCCGCGGCCAAUGGGAACGGCCGUCGCGGAGCUGUCGCCGUGCCCGCCCCGCUCCGUGCGUGCGUACGUGCGUGCGUGCGUGCGGCCGAGAGGCGCGGCCUCGGCCCAUUAGGCUCCUGGGUAGAAUUGCACUUUAGCAAUAAUGGAAAUGGGAAUAGUGUCCCAGCCUCAGUUUCUAUUUAUAAUGGUGACAUGGAAAAAAUACUCCUUGAUGCCCAGCAUGAAUCUGGACGGAGUAGCUCCAAGAGUUCUCACUGUGACAGCCCACCUCGGUCACAGACACCACAGGAUAUUAAUAGAGCUUGUGAAACAGAUACCCAUAGUAGCAUUGGAGAAAAAAACAGCUCUCAGUCUGAGGAAGAUUACAUUGAGAGAAGGAGAGAAGUUGAAAGCAUCUUGAAGAAAAACUCAGAUUGGAUAUGGGAUUGGUCUAGUCGGCCAGAAAAUAUCCCCCCCAAGGAGUUCCUCUUUAAACACCCGAAGCGCACAGCUACUCUCAGCAUGAGAAACACGAGUGUUAUGAAGAAGGGGGGCAUUUUCUCAGCAGAGUUUCUCAAGGUUUUUCUUCCCUCUCUGCUGCUCUCUCAUCUGCUGGCUAUUGGAUUGGGGAUCUAUAUUGGAAGGCGUCUGACAACCUCAACCAGCACCUUUUGAUGAAGAAUUGGAACUCCACUUUGUUCACAUAGUGGGGAUUUAUAUCUGAGCUUGCAACACAGCUGACUGAAGAGCUAUUGUGAUCCUUGGGGGGCUGUAUCACUUAUGUUUAUUUGUUCUGUAAAUGCUGUGUUCCUAGUGUAGUAAAGUGAAAAAAUAUAGACACUAAAAUCAUGCUGACCUAUAAUUAUACGUACAGGAUCAGUUAAUAAGCAUGUCAGACUGAUUUAGUAUCUACUUUAAUAAUUUGGUAGUACAUUUUCUUUGGAUAUUAAGUAUAAAUAUCUAAGUAUAAAUAAUUUUAAUAUACUAGUCGUGAUAUGUAAUAUUUUAAAAAUUAUCUGUAACCUUGAUUGAGUUUAGAACACUUUAUAUUUCAAAAGAAAAAUGUUGAUAUUAAAAUCACUACAUUUUAAAGGGUUUGUCCAAAAUAAAUAUUGUGGCCUUAUAUUCACACUAUUGUAGAAAAUAUUAAUGUGUUUAAUUUAAAUGGAAGCAGGUUGUCUACUAAAGACUAAACUGUGCUAAUUAUUCUUAAAUAGAAACCAAGGUACAGCUACAAACUCCACUGUAUAGUUCAUACACUAAGCUGUUUUUGCUUUUGCAGUGUAACAAUUUUAGCUCCUCUGACUUUCAGGUAGUCAGUUACCUUGGAAGAUGAGUUUUCUGUUGAAAGCACCUAUCCAGUAUCUCUUACUCUUCAUCACUCUGCAUUGAUGAAUUUAAUCUUACCCUUUGUGUUCAACUUUUGUGUGCUCUUUAAAGCAGCUUUAUUCUAAGCAAAUCUUCGUCUGCUUUAAAAGACUAGACAUGGAAAAAAAAAAUCUUUGUCAUUUGUCAAAUCUUUCUGAGACUAUGGUAUUUAUAAAAGCUUCUUGAUUAAACCAGGCUUACUCCCUAUUAAUGCAUUCUUUAUCUUCUCUACAGCAUGAUUUUUAAAAAGGCUGCUGCUUUGAUAUAAUGUAUUUGUUUCAUUUUUCCACAUUUAAUUCAGGUGUGUUAAAAUAAAUCUGACAUCUUAAUUUUUAAAAA